AUGGCGAAGUCAAUAGGCAUCGAAGGGAAGGAGGACCGAAGGCGUCUCCAUGUUGUGUGGUCUCUUGAUAAGGAGCGCGCCAAAACCUUCACGCUCCGGAUGCAGAAAUGCCGCUCGACGUUGUGGGACAUCGUGAGGGCUUACUUCAUGGUGCUCAACAGGAUGCCCUACGAGAAGCCGAAGAGCUCUCGAGUGCUUCCGCCUGCUCGACCAGACCCUUCGGUGACACCGCGCACAACCGUGGCGGAUUUUCUGAAGGAUAAGGCACCAGGGUGCGGGACCCAUGAACUCUUCACAUGGCAUGUGGAGAACGGCGUCCCGUUCGCCACAGAGGCGUUUGACGUCGGCCUUUACGAAACGUUCAACAGCCGCUCAUAUGGAGGUGGUCAGAUGGUGUUGAAGCUCACUGGAGUGGCGUUCUGGCUGUUCGGGGUGGAGACUCCGCUGAAGACGGGGAAGCCGCUGACGAAGAGUGGUGGGCAGAAUGACCAGGGCGUGCGCUGGUAUCACUCCCGUAUUCGGGCCUGGGCACGUGUUGCUAUUCUUUCCCGCACCCCUGAGCGGGGCCCUUGGUGGAAGGCGAGGCACAGGGCAUGGGCAUUCAGGCAGAACGCCCUGGUGCUGAUUUCAGAUGAUGGAAUUGAUCUGGGAUUCAACGAUGCCGUCGAGGCGCCCUAG
Molecule: messenger RNA, 678 nt
Organism: Closterium sp. NIES-65
Lineage: Eukaryota; Viridiplantae; Streptophyta; Zygnematophyceae; Desmidiales; Closteriaceae
Source: the annotation of a GenBank genome assembly